UAAAGCGAACCAACCCUGCCGGCGCCUCUUGAAAUGGAAACGGUCACUUAUUCAGAUAGCUCCCCAGCUCUGGAAAAUGAGCAUCCUCAAGGAAGCUACUGGAAGAUGUGCUCCACCAGAACAAGGGAGUAAUAAAAAAGAUGAAAACAUGGGAUACAGGAUACAGGAGUGCCAAUACAGGAGAGACGUGAAAGGGGGCCCCUGGAUGGUGAUGAAGGAAGACCUCAACAGCGCACACCAGGCAAAGCAGCCCAGAUUUGAGCAGAGACCCCAGAAUCCAACAAGAGUGUGUAUACUUCCUUCAUGAAGUCUCAUCGCUGCUAUGACCUGAUUCCCACAAGCUCCAAAUUGGUCGUAUUUGAUACUUCCCUUCAGGUGAAGAAAGCUUUCUUUGCUUUAGUGACUAAUGGUGUACGAGCUGCCCCUUUGUGGGACAGUAAGAAGCAAAGUUUUGUGGGCAUGCUGACCAUUACCGAUUUCAUCAAUAUCCUUCACCGCUACUAUAAGUCAGCCUUGGUACAGAUAUAUGAGCUGGAAGAACACAAGAUAGAGACUUGGAGAGAGGUGUACCUACAGGACUCCUUUAAACCACUUGUCUGCAUUUCUCCUAAUGCCAGCUUGUUUGAUGCUGUCUCUUCAUUAAUUCGAAACAAGAUCCAUAGGCUGCCAGUUAUUGACCCAGAAUCAGGCAACACGUUGUACAUCCUCACCCAUAAGCGCAUCCUCAAGUUCCUCAAAUUGUUUAUCACUGAGUUCCCCAAGCCAGAAUUCAUGUCUAAGUCUCUGGAAGAGCUACAGAUCGGCACAUAUGCCAAUAUCGCUAUGGUCCGCACUACCACCCCUGUCUAUGUGGCUCUAGGCAUCUUUGUACAACACCGAGUGUCUGCCCUGCCAGUGGUGGAUGAGAAAGGUGAGAGAUUGGGCAGAAGAGGGAGAGCUCCAGGGAAGCCAGGAUGGCUCUGGGAAAAUCUGCUGCCCUCUCAGCUCAGCCCGGAGGGGCGUGUGGUGGACAUCUACUCCAAGUUUGAUGUUAUCAAUCUGGCAGCAGAAAAAACCUACAACAACUUAGAUGUGUCUGUGACCAAAGCCCUGCAACAUCGGUCACAUUACUUUGAGGGUGUCCUUAAGUGCUACCUGCAUGAGACUCUGGAGACCAUCAUCAACAGGCUGGUGGAAGCAGAGGUUCACCGGCUUGUAGUGGUGGAUGAGAAUGAUGUGGUCAAGGGAAUUGUAUCUCUGUCUGAUAUCCUGCAGGCCCUGGUGCUCACAGGUGGAGAAAAGCCCUGAGCCUGGGGAAGGGGUCAGACAGUAUCAGGGGAUAUGCCCUGAUGACUGCCUGCCCAAAGCUCUGGGAACCACAGAUGAAACCUUGAAAGAAUUGUGACUCUGUGUCCUGCUUUGGAGCCCUCUACCCUGCUCCCUGCAAGCUGGGAAAGUAUGGGGACAGGAAGGAGAAUGUAUUUUUAGCUGUCUUCAUCCUCACACAUACACUUGAGGAAAACAUGUAGCCUAGCCCACCCCAGCCCCUGCCCUCUUUGACAUAGCCCCCUUUCUGGGUAACCCUCAGGCAAAUUCUGAUCUCUAAGAGAUCCCCAGACCUCACCCAGCCUUUGUUUCUAUGUCUGCCUGACUCCACCCUAA
Molecule: messenger RNA, 1641 nt
Organism: Manis javanica (Malayan pangolin)
Lineage: Eukaryota; Metazoa; Chordata; Mammalia; Pholidota; Manidae
Source: RefSeq, a predicted model, not a curated record